Messenger RNA from Lepus europaeus (European hare), 1971 nucleotides. It is a transcript of the gene SLC26A7, whose product is annotated as solute carrier family 26 member 7. Gene Ontology annotation, molecular function: chloride transmembrane transporter activity; bicarbonate transmembrane transporter activity; oxalate transmembrane transporter activity. The record is from RefSeq and is a predicted model, not a curated record. The transcript is spliced from 18 exons. Lineage: Eukaryota; Metazoa; Chordata; Mammalia; Lagomorpha; Leporidae. Bases 1 to 1971 code for a protein of 656 amino acids. Gene Ontology annotation, biological process: transmembrane transport. Gene Ontology annotation, cellular component: membrane.
AUGACAGGGGCAAAGAGGAAAAAGAAAAACGUGCUCUGGAGCAAGGUGCAUAGCCCUCAGUGUGAAGACAUUAAACAGUGGUGCAGAAGGCGGCUACCUAUUUUGGAAUGGGCACCACGCUACAACCUGAAGGAAAACCUGCUCCCAGAUACCGUAUCUGGGAUAAUGUUGGCAGUUCAACAGGUGACACAAGGGUUGGCCUUUGCUAUUCUCUCAUCUGUGCACCCAGUGUUUGGUUUAUAUGGGUCUCUAUUUCCUGCCGUCAUUUAUGCCAUAUUUGGAAUGGGACAACACGUUGCCACAGGCACCUUUGCCCUCACAUCCUUAAUAUCAGCCAAUGCGGUGGAACGGCUCGUUCCUCAGAGCAACCGGAACCUCACCACACAGAGUAACUCAAGUGUGCUGGGCUUAUCCGACUUUGAGUUGCAGAGGAUCAGCGUGGCUGCAGCGGUUUCGUUCUUGGGAGGUAUAAUCCAGGUGACCAUGUUUGUGCUGCAACUGGGCAGUGCCACGUUUCUGCUUACAGAACCUGUGAUCAGCGCAAUGACGACGGGGGCUGCCACUCAUGUAGUGACUUCACAAGUCAAGUAUCUCUUGGGAAUGAAAAUACCAUAUAUAUCUGGACCACUUGGAUUCUUUUAUAUUUAUGCAUAUGUCUUUGAAAACAUCAAAUCUGUUCGACUGGAAGCACUGCUCUUCUCCUUGCUGAGCAUCGUGGUCCUUGUUCUUGUUAAAGAGCUGAAUGAACAGUUUAAAAGGAAAAUUAAAGUUGUUCUUCCUGUCGACUUAGUUUUGAUUAUUGCUGCAUCAUUUGCCUGUUAUUGUACCAAUAUGGAAAACACAUAUGGAUUGGAAGUAGUUGGUCACAUUCCAAGAGGAAUUCCUCCCCCUAGAGCUCCACCAAUGAACAUUCUGUCGGCAGUCAUCACUGAAGCCUUUGGAGUGGCACUUGUAGGCUAUGCGGCCUCGCUGGCUCUUGCUCAGGGAUCUGCCAAAAAAUUCAAAUAUUCAAUCGAUGACAACCAGGAAUUUUUGGCCCAUGGACUCAGCAAUGUGAUUUCUUCGUUUCUCUUCUGCAUCCCAAGUGCUGCUGCCAUGGGAAGGACCGCUGUCCUGUACAGCACAGGGGCGAAGACACAGGUGGCUUGUCUAAUAUCUUGCAUUUUCGUCCUUAUAGUCAUCUAUGCAAUAGGACCUUUGCUUUAUUGGCUGCCUAUGUGUGUUCUUGCAAGUAUUAUUGUUGUGGGACUGAAAGGAAUGCUAAUACAGUUCCGGGAUUUAAAAAAGUACUGGAAUGUGGAUAAAAUUGAUUGGGGUAUCUGGGUUAGUACAUAUGUGUUUACAAUCUGCUUUGCUGCCAAUGUGGGACUGUUGUUUGGUGUUGUCUGUACCAUAGCUAUAGUGAUAGGACGCUUCCCAAGGUCAAUGACUCUAAGCAUAAAAAACAUGAAAGAAAUGGAAUUUAAGGUGAAGACAGAAAUAGAUGAAGAAAUGCUGCAGCAGGUGAAAAUCAUCUCAGUAAACAACCCACUUGUUUUCCUUAAUGCCAAGAAAUUUCGUACUGAUGUAAUGAACAUCAUCCAAAAGGAAAAUGUCAACAGCCAGGCACUUGAUGAUAUCAGCAAGUGUGAACAAAAUACGUUGCUCAAUUCUCUCUCCAAUGGCAACUGCAAUGAAGAAGCUUCGCAGCGCUGCACUAGUGAGAAGUAUUCAUUAAUCCUGGAUUGCAGUGGAUUGACCUUUUUUGACUCUUCUUCAGUCUCCAUGCUGGUUGAGAUUUACAUGGACUGUAAGAGCAGGAGUGUGGAUGUAUCAUUAGCCAAUUGCACAGCUUCCUUGAUUAAAGCAAUGAAGUACUAUGGAAACCUAGACUCAGAGAAACCAAUUUUUUUUGAAUCAGUGUCUGCUGCAAUAAGUAACAGCUAUUCAAAUAAGAAUUUGAACAAACUCUGUGACCACAGUGAACUCUGA